This is a messenger RNA of Daldinia vernicosa, 2065 nucleotides long. Its product is annotated as glycoside hydrolase superfamily. The coding region runs from base 238 to 2034 and encodes 598 amino acids. The transcript has a single exon. The record is from RefSeq and is a predicted model, not a curated record. Lineage: Eukaryota; Fungi; Ascomycota; Sordariomycetes; Xylariales; Hypoxylaceae. Gene Ontology annotation, biological process: glycoprotein catabolic process. Gene Ontology annotation, molecular function: beta-mannosidase activity.
UACAAGAUCUUUGACCUUGCUACUCAAAAGGAGGUUAGCAGCGGUGACCUGACAGACGUGGAGAACCAUGGAGAUGUGAUUACUGGUAAUGCCGUUCUAGAUGCCAAGGACUACAAGUUAUGGUGGCCAAGCGGACUGGGAACGCAGAACCUUUACAAUAUUACUGUUGAUGUAGUAUCCGAGUCGGGUAAGAAUCUUGCCUCAGUAGUGAAGCGUUCUGGAUUCAGAACGAUCGUUAUGAACAUGGGCGAAGUCACGGACGAGGAGAUAGCCCAAGGAGUAGCUCCAGGUACCCACUGGCAUUUCGAGGUCAACGGCCAAACAUUCUACGCUAAGGGUAGCAACUUCAUCCCUCCAGAUACAUUCUGGCCGCGGGUAACUCCAGAGAAGAUCCGGACAAUGUUCAACUCGGUGAUCGCUGCAAACAUGAACAUGCUUCGCGUCUGGGGAGGCGGCUCAUAUCUACCCGAUUUCAUAUAUGACAUCGCAGACGAGAUGGGCAUCUUCCUCUGGUCUGAGUUCCAGUUCGGUGAUGCUCUUUACCCUACCGAUCCGGAUUUCCUCGAGAAUUCUCGUCAGGAGGUCGUGUACAAUGUCCGCCGUGUUAAUCACCACCCUUCGUUAGCUCUCUGGGCCGGUAAUAACGAAAUUUUGCUCUGGAUGAUUUCAAUACUUCCAAUUAUUGCACCAGAUGAACUCGACCACUAUAGGCACGAUUUCGAGAUACUAUUCCUAGACACAUUCGUCCCUGCUGUCUUCGGAAACACCCGGAGUAUUAGCUAUAUGUCGAGUAGCGCGAACACUGGAUACUUGUCUCUCAACCACAGCGACCCGAAGCCGAUUGUCGAGCGAUACCUGAACGCCACGCCCGGACACAUCUACGGUGAUACCGAUUAUUAUAACUACGAUAUCUGGCAGGGAUUUAACGUAUCAGCUUAUCCGGUUGGUCGAUUCGCAACUGAGUUCGGGUUUACCAGUAUGCCUAGUAUCAACUCGUGGAAGAAUGCUGUGGAUGAAGAAGACCUAUGGUACAACAGCUCAACCAUCGUGCUCCGGAACCACCACCAGCCUCCCCGUGGGCUUAACACCAGUGACUUCGAGAUGGCGACCGAAGGUAUGAUUCAAAUGACCAAUGGUGUAGAGACAUAUUAUCCCGCGCCGAUGAAGACGGAUCCCAUUGCCAAUUUCUCUGCCUGGUGUCACUCGACACAGAUCUACCAAGCCGACUUCUACAAAAGCCAGAUCGAAUUCUACCGUAUCGGUUCCGGAAGGCCCGAGCGCCAGCUUGGAAGUUUGUACUGGCAGCUCCAGGAUGUCUGGCAGGCACCGACAUGGUCAAGCAUUGAGUACGAGGGCCGAUGGAAGAUCCUACACAAUACUGCCAAGGACAUCUAUCAAUCUGUCAUCGUGGCGAAUCUCUGGAACGUAACUACCGGCAUCCUUGAAGUUUACGCAGUGAGCGACCUCUGGGAAGAGACGAAGGGCAAGGCAAGUCUUAGCUGGGUUGGUUGGGAUGGCAGCGUUCUCGAUGUUGAUACGGCUGAUAUCCAGGCGGGAGACGUGGACUUCACUAUCGGACCGCUCAACACCACGUUGCUCGCACGAGUGGACAUAAACAAGUUGAAAUCAGACUCGUCGUUCGAUGCUAGCAAGGCCGUCUUGGUGGCCAACUUAACGGCUACCGGGACCCCGCCGAACGGCGAGGCAACGAAGACUUUCACGCACACCAACUACUAUACACCCACACCGUUGGCUUCAGCUGCCCUAGUUGACCCCGGUCUAAGCGUCGAGCACGACAGCAGCGCCAACGAAUUCGUUGUCCGAGCCGACAAGGGAACUAGCAUCUGGACUUGGGUCAGCGUGGGAGACAAGGAUGCCGACGACGUCAUCGUCGGUUUCAACCACAACGGAUUCCUGCUGAGGAAGGGCGAGGAGAAGCGCAUCGGAUACACCGUCAUUAGCGAUAACGGGCAGAAGGCCGGGUGGGAGAGCAGAGUUAGUGUUGGUAGUGUUUGGGACAAUACCUUGCCGUGAGGGGUAGAGGGAAAUAGGGGGAGGAAGUAGA